AUGGAAGCCUACUAUUCUUAUGAUCCAAGAAACGAAGAUCAAGGCUUGUACGGAUGCUAUUGUGCGUCAAUGUUGGGGCACAACUCCAUCUUGGAGGAUAAUUUUCGUUGGGUCCUUAUUGGUGUUUAUGGUCCUUGUCAUGUGAAUGAGAAAAAAACAUUUCGUACGGAGCUAGCUACUUCGCAUGGAUAUUGGAAUGGAAUUCCUUUGUGUUUCGGUGGAGACUUCAACGAGAUAAGAUAUAUGGUAGAGAGAAGAGGUUGUCGUAGAGCAUCAAAUUCAAUGAAAUUAUUCAAUGACCUAUGUAAUGAACUUGAUCUUGUGGAAUUACCUCUUUCCGGUGCGAAGUUUACUUGGAGUAGGCCACCUAACAAGAAGAGCAAGAUUGAUCGUUUUCUUUUCACUCCGGAUUGGGAAGAUCAUUUUCCAAAUAUUAUCUUCAAGCGCCUCGCAAGACCUUUUUCGGACCAUUUUCCUAUUGAGUUAUGCUCAUCGAAUCCGGAUUGGGGUGCUUUCCCUUUUCGAUUUCAGUUGGCUUGGCUCGAAGGUACUAACAUAAUCCCUUUAAUGAAAAAAUGGUGGGAAUCUUUCUCUUUUGUAGGUACGGCGGGUGAUUGUUUUGCAAAGAAAUUAAAUGCUUUGAAGGAGAAAUUGAAGGUAUGGAAUAAAGAUGUCUUUGGGAGCAUUGAUAGGGCUAUCGAUGCGGCACUUACCAAGGUGAAAGAGUUGGACGAUCUAGAUGAUGAUAGGGGUCUUACCGAAGUUGAAGAGGACAUGCUUGUGACGGCUAAAGUGGAGUUUGAGAUGGCUCAUCGUCGUCAAUUCAUAAUGUUAAGACAAAAGUCAAGAAUUGGAUAUUUUAGGGAUGGUGACCGCAACAACAAACAUUUUCAUCGAGUAGUGAAGGGACAUAGAGCCUUUAACAACAUCAACAACCUUCGCAUCAAUGGUCGAUGGACCGACAACAAAGAAGAAAUCAAGAAGGGUAUUCGAGAUCAUUUUGAGUUAGCUUUUAAAGAAAUUUCUAACAACCGUCCAAGAAUCAAGAAUAUGUGCUUAAGACGUAUUGAUGAGAAUGCAAGUGUGUGGAUGGAGAGGGCUUUUAGUAAAGUUCUUUAUUGUUCCGGGUCAAGAAUGCAAUUAAAGAUUUGGGAGUUGAUCGUUCUCCGGGUCCGGAUGGAUAUCCUAUGA
Molecule: messenger RNA, 1191 nt
Organism: Papaver somniferum (opium poppy)
Lineage: Eukaryota; Viridiplantae; Streptophyta; Magnoliopsida; Ranunculales; Papaveraceae
Exons: 2
Coding region: 1-1191 (396 amino acids)
Source: RefSeq, a predicted model, not a curated record